Molecule: messenger RNA, 2808 nt
Organism: Meriones unguiculatus (Mongolian gerbil)
Lineage: Eukaryota; Metazoa; Chordata; Mammalia; Rodentia; Muridae
Exons: 20
Coding region: 1-2808 (935 amino acids)
Source: RefSeq, a predicted model, not a curated record
AUGUCGGCCAAGGAGUAUGUGGUCACAGUCACCAAGGAAGCAAGUAGCAUUGUCUCUGAGCAUCUUCCAAAGAAGCAUGAUGUGAGUAAUUUAGCUGUGAUUAUGGAUAAAAGAAGACAAAAUAAGACCAUCACAGAAACGGAAGAUCCAUGCGAAGAAGAGACGUCAACAGAAGAUGAAAGGAAGUAUGAUAGUCAUGAAAGCGUUCAGUCAUUGCAGACCAUCUCUGAGCCUACUGCACAGGAGGAUGAUGUACACUUACCUAAGCCUGCGGCUCAGAGAAGAGAAAACGGGUCAAAUGGACUAAUGAAAGUGUUUGGAUUUUUAGCAGAACCAAACUUCUAUGUGCCAUCCAGGGAAGAACAGAACAAGGAUGAUGGCAGUGACACCAGUCCGCCGCUGUUGCUUUCUGCAGAAAUUUUGCAGCAGCAAUGGCUGAAUAAGAAAACAUCUGAUGAAAAAAAUAAGGCUGUAGAACACAUAGACGCUGUGAAUGAUCACCAGUUAUCUGAAUCGCUCUCUGAGGAUUAUGAUUUGCCUGAUUAUGACAAUAUAUUGAUGAUUGUUGACCAACUUCAAAUGAACUACAAAGAUUCUGGAAAACUUUUGGGAAUCCAGGAUGCAGUUCAUUCAUACAAGAUGAUAAUAGAACGUAACCGACGCCACUCAGAAUUGCUUAUAGAAAAAAGGAAGAACCUGAAAAACCAAGCUAGUAAAGUGGCGAAGAAGCCGCGAGAAAGAAGAAAAGCGAAAUUGCAGCUCAGAUAUGAAAAUGAAGAGCAGCAAGUAGAUCUCGUUGGUGUGGGUUUGGCUGGAAAACAAGAAGCACAACAAAGAAAUGCUCAUUAUUUCUAUGAAAAAAUUAAGAAGCAGUUAACUGAAAAAGAAGAGAAACAUAAAAGAGAAAAACAAAAACUCAAAAUGUGCCUUAUAGCACAAGAUUUGGAAUUGAGGCAUCUCAGAAAUGAUAUGAAUAAGUUGCAAGAAGCAUGGCAUCGAGAGACAGAGGCUGAAGACAGCGGCAACAUGACGAAGGAACACCUGCGAAAGGUUGAAGAGGAAGUUUCCAAGUUAAUAGAAACCAUCAGAAAGCAAUCAGAGACAAUAGAACAGCUCGAGAUAAAACUACCAAGUGAAGAAAAAAAUUUGGCAAGAACUGGCCAUCUGACACAAGCAGGUCAGGAACUUUUAAACAGUUUCAGAGAAAAUUAUAUUACUUCAGUAAUGAGCCAGCUGGAACUCAGAAUUCAACAUCUGGAAAGAGAAAUCUCUGAAAUGAAGAUUCAAACACGUAAUGAUGGAAUGAUGCUGGAAAACUUUAUCAAACUCCAUCAAUCACAUAGACUGAGGGAGACUGAAGCUAAGCUGAAGGAGGUCACGGCCCAGUUUGUCAUGCUGAUUCAGCACAACUCAUCAUUACUGAACAUACUGAGCUCCCAACUUGCCUCUCAGAGUUCCUGCUUCGCAAAUUUUCACACGAGUUCGGGAAACCUCUUUACCCAAGAGAACAUGGUGGCUCCUGCUCCAGGGCCACAAUCCUCAAAUCACUGCAUAGCAACCGGCCUGGGUGUGCCUGCAGAUGACGGUGAAGAUUUCAAUAAAGCCCUCGCCAAGUUAGUUCUGUCUGCGCAGUCCCAGCUGGAUCAAACCAAGAAGAAACAUGUGGAAUUAGCUAAAGAGAAAGCUCCAAGUAACAAAUGUUUUAAACCGACAAAACCAUCACCUGUGCAUGACAACGACAAUGGAGAACAUAGUUUCUCUGAAGUUCUGAACACCAAACAAUUUGAAAUGGAUACUCCCUUUGAUAUACCACAACAUGAGUUAAGAGCAGAAAAUGGAGAGACUUUUGAUAACACACUAGGAGGGCAAAAUGCCUCAUUCAUAAAUCCAUGGGAAUUCUCAUUCAGAAAUCUGCAACCCGAACAGCCAGAAGAACAAGCCUAUCAAGCCUCCUGUAAAGCUGAACCCAAACCAUACAAGGAGCCCUGUCUAGAAAGGGUAGAAAAGACAAAUUCCUCAUCUCAUAAACAGCUAAAGUCCAAGGAGGGACAAGACGAGUCCCCGAGGAGGCCUUUUGAAGAGAUGGAAGCGAGCAGAUCUGCACCUGACACGCACACUUUGAGCCCUGUUGCAGGCCUUACUGCUUCGGGGAGCCGCUAUGACAGUUGGGAACACAACAGAAGGAUCAUGCAAAGAGAACCCUUGAUCCCAAGCUCCAGGCCCCAGCCCCUAGCUGAGAGUGUGGCCAGCUUCCUCAACAGGGUCAGAGGAGAACAUCAGCGAACUGUUGAUGACAUAAUAGGAAACCGUAAUGCCUCAUGCAUAAGGCCACAGGAAUUUGCACCAACAAACCUGCAUUGCAAACACAGACAAGAAUUAACACAUCAAGCAUCAAAUGAAGCUGAACCGAAACAAUACGAGGACCCCUAUCUGGAAAGGGUAGAAGCGACAAAGUUAGCAUAUCAACAAUUAAUGUCUAAGGACAGGCAAGAUGAAGCCAUGAGGAAGAACUUUGAGAAAAUGGAGCCUUAUGAUUCUGUCCCAAAUGCAGGGGCGGCAAGCCCUGCCCCGAGGUUUGCUGCAGAACGCCUCUGCGACGGUGUGGGACACAGCGGAGGCAUCGCCCAAAGAGAACCCACCGUGAUGCCAAGCUCGAGGCCGUGGCACUUCGUGGAGAGCCUGGAUAACUACCUCUGCAGGGUCAGCGGCACUCUGCUCCUUGAUUGUGGCUUCAGAUGUCUGUCAGAAUUCUUCUCUUUUAAUUUGGUGACAGAGUUUACUCAAAUUAAUCUCACAAUUGUCUGUUAA